Molecule: messenger RNA, 3352 nt
Organism: Maylandia zebra (zebra mbuna)
Lineage: Eukaryota; Metazoa; Chordata; Actinopteri; Cichliformes; Cichlidae
Gene: erlin1
Product: ER lipid raft associated 1
Biological process (GO): SREBP signaling pathway
Cellular component (GO): endoplasmic reticulum membrane; endoplasmic reticulum
Molecular function (GO): cholesterol binding; ubiquitin protein ligase binding
Source: RefSeq, a predicted model, not a curated record
UUACAUAUUAUAAGCCUGUGGUUUACAGUACGUACUGAAACAUUAUUUGGUCGUAGUGCAGGACGAUUUAAAAGCUUUGCUUCACGCUAGUAGCCUAGCAAGCUUACAUUAGCAUUAAGCUACACUGAAACAGUGCUUCACUUCCGAUCCCACCCAGUGAGAGCUAGCCAGCCAGCUAGCUAGCUAAUCCAACCCAGCCAGCUAGGGUAAACGUUACCAACCGAGUGGUGGGUGAGUGCUAGCAAGGAUGACGAUGCCGCAUGUAGGGGCAGUAUUUGCAGCAAUAACAGGAGUGAUGGCCAUCAUGUUGCACUCCUCUAUUCACAAGAUAGAAGAAGGACACCUCGCUGUGUACUACAGAGGUGGGGCAUUGCUGACUACUCCCAAUGGUCCUGGAUAUCACAUUAUGCUGCCUUUCAUUACCACCUACAGAGCAGUGCAGACUACACUCCAAACAGAUGAGAUCAAGAAUGUGCCUUGUGGAACAAGUGGAGGUGUGAUGAUCUAUUUUGACAGGAUAGAAGUUGUGAACAUGCUCGUCCCCUCAGCAGUGGUGGACAUUGUGAGGAACUACACCGCAGAUUACGACAAAACUCUAAUUUUCAACAAAAUUCACCAUGAACUCAACCAGUUCUGCAGCGUGCACACACUACAGGAGGUUUACAUUGAGUUGUUUGACAUCAUAGAUGAGAAUCUGAAGACGGCAUUACAGAAAGAUCUGAAUGUUAUGGCACCUGGACUUACAAUACAGGCAGUUCGUGUUACCAAACCAAAGAUCCCUGAGUCUAUCAGGAGGAACUUUGAACUUAUGGAAGCAGAAAAGACUCGUUUGCUAAUAACAGCUCAGACUCAGAAGGUGGUGGAAAAGGAAGCUGAGACUGAAAGGAAGAAAGCCAUUAUUGAGGCUCAGAAAGUGGCUCAGGUGGCAGAGAUCCAGUUCCAGCAGAAGGUGAUGGAGAAGGAGACAGAGAAGAAGAUCUCUGAAAUAGAGGAUGCUGCCUUCCUGGCCAGAGAGAAAGCUAAGGCUGAUGCAGAAUUUUACACUGCUGCCAAGUUUGCUGAAGCAAACAGGCUGAAGUUGACACCUGAAUACAUGGAGCUGAUGAAGUACCAGGCCAUAGCAGCUAACAGUAAGAUCUACUUUGGCCAGGACAUCCCGAACAUGUUUGUAGAGGGGGGCAACGGUCCACCAAAGUCUCCGCGCUCCCCUUCAUUACCGAAUGCUGAAUCAGACUUCUUUAAAGUGAAGCCUGAUGGACAGUGAGUCCACAGCUCUGCCUCUGCACAGGACAGGAGAGCUUGAUGAGGAAUUGUCUUGUCACUGGGGCGUAGAGCGCUGAACUGAAGAUGAUGAUGAUGGGUGGGGUAGCUUUUCAGCUAGUUUGGUGAACCGCACGCUUCAGUCUUAAAUCUAAAUGGCAAAAAAAGAGUGGGAGAGGGUUUAAGGUGGAAGAAAAGUGAGAUGGGAGAAUGUGACAGAUGAAAAGGAUUUUUUUUGUUUUGUUUUGGAGGGUUUUCAGCCUUCCACAUUUUUAAAAAGACGAGCUUUAGAAAUGAGAUUGAUGCCAUAGUUAAAAAACAAGCAUAAACAUGCUAAUGCCUGAGAAGGUGACGGCAACUAGUCGCCCUAAUUUACAUGUGCUUGCAAUCAGUGCGGUGUUUAACUUUUGCUUUUGGGGCUGCAUUCAUUUUUUGUUUUUCUUUUGUUAUCUUUUUUUGUUAUUGAUUUUUUGGAUGCAAGGUCAAUGAUUUGUGAUGAGCUAUUGAUUUUUGAGAGUUAUGUGGCUUGGCUGCACUGGAAUCUGACAGGUGACACUAAUUAAAAGCUGGGUGGACAAUGUAUGUGCGUGUGAUGGGGGUCAAGUCAUCUCUGUGCCAACCUCACUUGCACUGACUUACUAAGGUGGCUGUUCUUUUAAGAGUAUAAGGGCCCGUUUAAGCUGCUGGUGGAUGAACUUGAACACUUGAUGGGUUAUAUACAGAAGUGAGUGUGUUAUAAAUGUCCAGUUGAGUGAAAUUAUACAGAUAUUAGCUGUGGAGGGGUAUCAGAUUGGAAAUGUAGUUUAUUAUUUAGUGUAGUAUUCUGUUAUUAGUUGUUUUUUGGACCUCCUGUGACACAGACUCUGAAGCAAAUGAGAGGGGGGAAAAUGGAAGAAAGAUCUGGCGUUGCUUAAAGAUUUAGUCUAAUACAAAUUGAGGAUGAUUAACAGCUGAUUGUUGUAACAGCGAGCACUGCAGGAAGUAGAGAUUAUCAUUAAAGAAGUCAGCGCAUGUUUCUUUCUUCAGAUUGGUUUCCAGAGCCGUGCAUGUUGAAAUUAUGAGUUUGGGAUGGUUCAGAUAGAGCCUGCAACCAACUCUGUUGUUAUGCAGUGUCUUCAUAAGUGGUUAAAUGUAAACUCUCAGGACAUGUAUUAAAUAUUAAUAAGACAGCUGUUUAAUGUUCACUCUCCAAACAACAAUUAAUUCAGAUUUUCACCAUGAAGAAAGCUGCGGUUUGAGAGGAAAAUGGAAAAGCACCACCUUUUCAGCUAGGUGUCUGUCUGGAACAAUGCCAAUUUAAGAGCAUGCAGGGCGACUGAAAUAGGAAUAAUAUUUAAAACGAAAUCGACAUUUCAUUGUCAAUGUUUACAUUUUUUAUGGUGAUUCAUAACUAAGCGGACUACAGGAUCUUCUGUCAUUUCUCACCGAGAUAAUUGAAGUACCACAGAGCUUCCUAUGACGACAGAAACUCGGAGAGGAUUCACGUAACCUCCAAUCAGUUUUUGACAGCACGAGUUCUACUCAAAAACAAGUUGGUCUGUUUAGAGAUGAAUGUUGCUUUGGCUUAAGAAAAGAUACGGGUUGGUGCUAGUUUUAAUGUGUGUGUACAUUUUGAUUCUGUUCUGCUUUGUGUUUUAGAAACAUGGAAAUACAAUUGAGAUAACGAGCCUUAAAUAAUAUAAUGGUUUACCCCAGACUUAAAGGUUCAGCGAUUCUUACAGGCUAAAAGGCUCCUCAUAGACUUUGAAGAUGUGCCGUUCUGUACGGAUCGUCGCUCUCGCUUUGAAAGACUCAACAGGCAGUGAACACUACGAGUGUUUUGAAGACGCCGCGCUGUUUCUGUGACCUCCAUUUGGCAGUUUAACGCUGCACCUCGCAAUUGCUUUGGUGGUGGGUUCAAAUAAAAGAUGCAAAAGAGGGGGAUGAAUCACUCACAAAAAUAAUUUUUGUCGAUUUUUUUUUUUUUUUUUUUUUUGUACAAUCUGUGAAAUUUAAACAUUGUUUCCUUGUUUUAAAAGGUUUAUAUGCAAAAAUGUUUUCAAGUUUUGACAAUGUUCUUAUGUAACAAAUAAAACCUAUUUUGAUACCUCUC